This is a messenger RNA of Cylicocyclus nassatus, 1620 nucleotides long. The record is from the annotation of a GenBank genome assembly. Lineage: Eukaryota; Metazoa; Nematoda; Chromadorea; Rhabditida; Strongylidae.
AUGAGGACGUUGCUGUGCUUGACCGUGAUCACGAUGAUGAUUCGGCAGUCAUCGGCUGCAGAUGGGAGAUCGGCAACAGAUGACGAGAAACAGCCGUCUUCGAUGACCCUGCAAGAAUUGCUAAAUGCCUAUCAGGUGCUAUACGAGAGGCAGUUCCACGAGCCUUUGCCUGAAAACCAGAAAGCUCUAUUGGCUACACUUCCUCGAUUCAACGGUGACUCCACGCACAAAGCGCGCAAAUCCGCCAACUGGGCCAGAUCCUUCCAGCGAGAUGGAGAUGUGGACAACGAGAAUGGGAAAGAGCUGACAGGACUUGCGGUUGUCGAGAAGAGAGAGGCCUCGAGUGAGCCAACUGCAACAACGAUAAUAGAAAGAACCGAGGGUACAAAUGAACCGACAGCCACGACGGUGAUAGAAAAGAGAGAAAUUGCAAGUGGAGGAACUACGGAGAAAUUGAGGGGCUCUACGGCAGCACCUCCAGCGGAAAGUACAGCGGCAGGAACUAGUACAGUGAGCAACGGAAUUGCAGAAACCGCCACUAUGGAUGUGUCAAGGACAACAACAGAAGAGGAGAGGUUGAGCACUUUGUCCAGUGCAUCCAUGAACCCCUCAAUUACCACAUCCACUUCCACAGCCAGAUCGACAUCGGAUUCGACGAGCGCAAACCCUGUGCCUCAGGCUGACCCUGUAAAAACUACCCAAACAUUGGUGCAGAACCUACACGGACUUAAGUUGACGGAUCUGCACCCUGAGUUGAAACAUGCGUUAGAGGGGAAGGUCAAGCCUGUGAUUGUCCAAGAAGUUAAGGCAGUGUCGAAAUUGACAGAAGCACCGACAGCGACUGAAUCUUCACAAAACACACAACCACAAGAAAACACUUCUGAGCCCACGAAAAUCGUUCUAUCAAAACCUUUGGCAGUUAUGCCGAAAAAGGAAGUUGUCGAACUGAAGGCUGAAGUCACUACUAUGAAAACCACAACCGCAGAACCAAUAAGAAGGGAGAAGCUUAGCACUGCACCUACUACCAAUAGUAUGGUUCUUAUGGGUGAAGCGAGACCUGAAAUGAAAUCGAAGAUGCCAAUGAUGAAAAUGACCAAGUCAACUGUGCAGCCAAUGAGAACGCGAAAAAACCUACAAUCUCGACAGAAUGAACAGAAUAGAAGGGGCAAUCAAGGAGGCAGAGUAGCGAUGGUGAAGCCAAUGACCCGACAACAGCAGCAACAGCAGCAACAGCAACGGCAGCCAAACUUGAGGGUGAUAGACCACGUAGUUGUGCCAGCAACAACGCAGAAGAGAAUGCCAGCUCAGAACGGACGGGCAGUGCAAAACAGAAGACCACAAAUGCCGUCAAGGAGAGCUUCACUUCCGGCACGGCCACUACCUACCGCAGCAGCGGACCUUAAACCAACGAAUCCCGCACCUAGAAAUAGUCUUAUCGUCAUUCGUGAUGGUCGAAUUAUAGAACUCACCGAACAGCAACAAAAAGACCUCAAUUUGAUCCUCAGUGCUAUGGGCGCUCAAAAUGCGGAAUCGUCAAACCGAAGGAGAGCUCCAGUUCGCAGAGAAAGAAUGCCGAAUCGCCGAUUCCGACAGCAACCUUUUAGGAAGAUGCACGCAUAA